Oppiella nova is the source of this 1934-nucleotide messenger RNA. Lineage: Eukaryota; Metazoa; Arthropoda; Arachnida; Sarcoptiformes; Oppiidae. The record is from the annotation of a GenBank genome assembly.
CAGUCGAUUGACAGCACAGGUAGCUUUUGGUUGUAUUAAUUUAGUCUUUAUUAACUCGCUAUUAAUUUAAUUACCAUAAGUUACUAAAUAUAUGAAAAUACAAAUCUCUUAAAGAUUUAGCAAAUUAUACCCAAAUGCCUGACAAACGCUUCAUCAAUGUCUGCGUGAAGACAAUGCCUUCGGGUUCACAAGACUUCAAAGUCUUCAUCACCGGAACCGUUAAGACAAUCGCAGACUUGAAAUGUUUGCUUCAAAGCAACGGUAUGUUCAACGAAGACCAGACAUUUCUGAUGAUAUGCGGCCAACAGUGCCGAUACCUCUUGACCAAUGAAUGUCUGGUCGAUUGGAUCAGAUGUGAUGACGUCGUCGAAGUACAGCCUAAACAUUAUCGCGAGACUACCGGUGCUCAUAACACCGACAAUGAUCCACAAAUUGAUAAUUUGGUCCAAAAGCUCAAUCAAAUCGACACCGAAAACGAGUCCUUAAAGGAGGAGUUGGUGUCACUGAAAGAGUUGGUACACCAGAAGGACAGGGAUGACAUCAAAUGGAUUAUCAACGAAGUGUAUGCUAUGCAAGAGUAUCUGAAUGUCAAGGACUCGGAUGAGAGAGUGCAUCGAAAAGACGUACAGGAGUUGAAGGACUGGAAGAAUAUGAAGGAUAAGGGGGACAACCUCUCGACUGAGUCAUUGAUAGCCAUAAGGGAAUGGCUAGAAGUGUCAAACAGGGCCUUCAAAGACCUGAAGCAAGUGAUUGUCGAUAAAUUCAUAGUCGAUAAGGGAUCGGAUGGCCAAUCACUGGAGAGCUGUGUCUGUCGGGCGGUGGACACGGAUGUGGUGGACAUGUUGUCAGAAAUCUUAAGCGAAUGCAAAAGAGCUAACCAUCUGUUGGUCGGUAUGAAUAAAGAUAACGACAAUGCGAUGUCUACUCUGGAGGACAUCGCGGAUGUGAUCGAUGUCACAGACAGUGAUGAUGGUGUCGAAGAUGUGCCACAAAAAGUACUAGUCCGGCGCCUCCACGUGCAUACGAUCCGUAGGCUACCAAAUGCCAGUCCCCGACAAUACCGUCCCCAUUGGCUACGCUGUACUGACACAUUGGGGAUACGACUAUACGGUUACGGAGGGUUACCCCUCGUGUUCAAUACUCCUAACCGUGGUGGUCGUUCGUGGAAGUGGUAUCGACAACUUAGCAUUUUUAGACAUUUUGCCAAUUAUUUUCCACUGAAGUUAGUCAAAACCCAUGAUUUGGACCCGGAUAAAAACUACAUAUUUGCAUGCCACCCGCAUGGUAUAAUUGCCCUUUCGCAUAUUUAUCAUUUUACGAGUAAUAGUCCCAGCUUUCAACAACUGUUCAAUGGGUUUACCGUCCGUAUGUGUGGCCUUAUGUGGAACUUUUGGUUCCCGCUCUGUCGGGAUUCCCUAAUGGCUAUCGGUCUUAUAUCGGCCAAUAAAUCUAGCAUCGAAUGGUGUGUGAGUGGCAAAGAGGGAACCGGAGGGCAAGUGGUGGUUGUGGUAGUGGGCGGGGGUCGUGAGGCCCACUACGCAAUGCCCUAUACUAUGAGACUGUGUCUCAAACAUAGGAAAGGAUUUGUGAAAAUUGCGUUAAAACACGGUGCAUCGUUGGUACCGGUGCUGGCAUUCGGUGAAAAUGAGUUAUGGGAACAAAAAGUAUUCGCAAAAGACUCGUGGUUUGGUAAAUGUCAGCAAUAUGCCCUAGCUAAAUGCUAUGCUACCAUACCGAUCCUCAAACAUAUAGUUCCCCGGCGUAUACCAGUUACCACAGUUGUUGGAAAGCCUAUAGACGUGCCAAAAGUGGACAACCCUUCCGAUGAUGAGGUCAACCGACUUCACAAUCAGUAUAUUAAUAGUUUGGAGAAAUUAUUUGAUGAAAAUAAGUCUAAAUAUGGUUUCAAUGAUGUAGAGCUUAUUAUUGACUAA